Hevea brasiliensis (rubber tree) is the source of this 5276-nucleotide messenger RNA. RefSeq names its product casparian strip membrane protein 5. The record is from RefSeq and is a predicted model, not a curated record. Lineage: Eukaryota; Viridiplantae; Streptophyta; Magnoliopsida; Malpighiales; Euphorbiaceae.
AAACUCUGAUUCAUCUUUGCUUUUACAGCUUCGAUCGAUCGUCUUCAAUGUUUAAAAGGAGAAGAAAUGAGCAAAUCUUGUUUAUUAGGAUAUUCUGAUAAAAGAUUCAAGACUCGAGAAUGGUUUUUGUCCCUUCACACCAGGUUUCGGCCAGCUACUACCAUAUAAAGUCAACUCUUCUGGGGAUGGCUAUCAUUCAUUUAUAAUGCAGCACUUCAAAUUUUGCAUUUUCUUAUGAAAAAUUUAUAUGGAUUGAUUAUUUUCUUAUAUAUUAAUAAACAAUUAAACACGGUGCUAUUCACAGUUUCCAUUCCGUCCGAUUAAAUAAAAAAAUGCCGCAAUUCUUCUCCCUCAUACACGACAAGCCGUAGGGUACAAAAAGUUUCCCCAACUUUCCCUACGCUGCGCAAAAGUAAAGCUGAACGACAUCGGUGUCUGAUCAAACGAUAAUAGUAGAAGACCUUGGUUCUCCUUCAGAUUUCAAAAACAGCCUGCUAAUGGAGUCACGAGCAGAAAUGCUGUGACGGUUCUCUGUAAUCACAUGCUCCAAUUUCUCUCCUCUUUCAACCCCAGAAAGUUCCAUAUAAACAGGUUAGUUCUCUCUUCUCUGUUAAAUUCCAUUGCUUCAGCAAUACUUCUCUCACGGACUCCUUCUCACCAAACAAGCAAAACCUACAAUGUUAUUGCACAAUUUCUUUUAUCUAAAUGUGCCCUGUUCUUUGAUAGAGGUAAAAACUAAAGAGAGAAUUUUGCUAAGGCUUCUUCUCUCAAAGAACUUCUUCUGAAUAUUUCUGAAGCGAAACCAGAUAUAGCACGUCGCUUUAGGAGAAUUUUGAGAUUGAAACCUGAAGACGUGCUUGAAAUAUUACUGGGUUUUCAAUUUUAGUAUGAAAGAGUAGCAAAUGAGGUUACAAAGGUGGAGUCUUUGUGGUGGCUUUUCAAGUGGGCAAGUGACCAAGAUAAGUGUUUUCAGCAUCUUCCUGAGUCAUGUUAGGUUAUGCCUCGGUGCUUAUUCGCACGGGAUGCUUAGAGAGGUUCAGUUGCUGCAUUUGGCAAUGGAGAGGCAAGGCAUUUUGUUGGAUAAAAAUGAAAUCUUCUCUAAGUUGAUUGACGGGUAUGUUGGCGCUUUUGAUUUAGAAAGGGCCAUGUUGGUAUAUGAUCGAAUUAGGGAGCAAGGUAUGGUACCAUCACUGUUCUUUUAUCAUAAUCUUAUUGAUGUUUUGGUGAGAAGGAGGAUAACCCAAACUGGCAUUUCGAGUUUGUUUGGAUAUGUUUGAAAUUGGGAUUAAUUUGAAUGAUGGGGAGAUGGUGGGAUUAGGAAGGUUUUUAGAUUACUUUGUGGGGAUGGAAUGGUUCAAGAAGCAAGGAAUCUUAUGAAGAAGGUCAUGGCUUUAGGUUUUGAGCCUAGCAGCUUGAUUAUCGAUGACAUUGCUUUCUGUUAUUGUGAGAAGAAUGAUUUUGAAGAUUUGGCAAGUUUUUUUUGUUGUAAUGAAGCGUUCACCAAAUGUACUAGUUGGCAAUAGGAUAAUAUAUGGUUUAUAUACUAAUUUUGGUGUAGAGAGCAAAUUUAUUCAUGCUAUAAUUGGAGAAUUUAGGUUUGAAGCCUGAUGAGAUAACUUUUGGUAUAAUGAUUGGUUGCUGUUGCCGAGAGGGACUUUGAGGAGUGCCUUUAUUUAUCUGUCAGAGAUGUUAUCAAGAAGCUUAGAGCCUGGUAUGGCACAUGCUCAUAUAAUGCACUUAUUGGUACAGUGUUUAGGGAGGGUAUGUGGAAGAAUGCCCAAAACAUUCUUGUUAAAAUGGUGGAGAAGGGAGUGGCCCCAAAUUUGUCAACUUAUAGAACUCUUUUGGCAGGAUAUUGCAAAGCUAGACAAUUUGAUGAAGUGAAGAUGAUGGUCCACAAGAUGGUGAACUAUGGUUUGAUUGAAUCCUCUUCACUUGAGAAUCCGCUUUCCUAGGCAUUUAUGAUUUCGGGGCUCAGUCCAUUAUCUGUGAUGUUGAAAAGGGAAAUGGACUCUAUGCGGAUGCAAAUUUGGAUGAGUAUGAGAAAAUACUAUAAGAGUAAAUGGGAUGCUUAAAGAUUCCAUGAUCCCAGAUUUUAAUUUGCUUUGAAUGAAGGAAUGUGAUCAUGGACCUUUUAAAUCUGCAUUCUUGUUGAUAGAUGAAAUGGAUAGAUGGAAGAACUAUCUCUGUUCUUCUUCUUAGCAUUAGUGAAGCGGCUUUGUGCAUCCUGAUCCCAUAUCUGGGCUUCCAGCUGUAAUGCCAAAUUUGGCUAAUCAACUAGGUGAUGAAGUUCUUAAUUUGCUUGUCCAAGCAUACUGCAAGGGUGGAUUGACAUACAAAGGGAGGAUAAUUUUUAAUGAAAUGCUUCUGAGGGAUAUAACAAUUGAAAAUGGCAAAUACACUGCUCCAAUGGUGGGAUUAGGUAAGAGAGGAAAUUAUCAGGAUUUUCAUUGUUGCUGGGAUAUUGCUUGAAAUAGCAAAUGGUCAGCUGGGUUACAGGAUUGUAAAUCUCUUGUUGGAUGUCUAUUCAAUCAUAGGACGCUGAAGAAGGCAUUGGGGCUUCUUGAAAGCAUUCUGGUAUUCCAUCCUCACUUAAGAUCUGAAAUUUGUCGUAUGUUAGUUGAAAACCAAUCUGUCACAGACUUUACAUGCAUUGCACGCAAGUUGGUGAAUGAGCUGCUUUAGCAGGGUUGUGUCUUUGAUGACAUUGCUUAUAGCCAUCUUAUAGGAGAGUUAUGCAAGGGGAGAAAGACACAAUGUUGGCUAGGAACUUGGUUCCAUGCUUGUAUGUUUCUCUUAUUUUGAUUCUGCAGUUAUGUAAGAUUGAUAGACUUGAUAAAGCUGUUGCUUUAAGACAGAUGGGUUUGAGAGAGUAAUAUGCAUUUUCAUUUUCCAUCCAUUGUGCUUUAGUUAUAGGAUUUUGUAUGAUCGGGGAGGUUGGAGAAGCAGCCAAUGUAGUCCAGGAUAUGUUGUUGAAGGAGCUAUUUCCUGAUGCUGAAAUCUAUAACAUGCUAUUUCAAGGGUAUUGCGAAGCUAACUGCCUAAGGAAAGUUAAGGAGUUAGGUGUUCUGAUAAGAAAAUUUUCAAGCCCCUCAAUUUCAAGUUACCAGAACUUGGUGCGCUUGAUGUGUAUGCAGGGUAGUUUCAGUUCUGCAAUAAGCCUGCUAAUCCUAUGACACAGUAUGUACCAUAAUCUCAUCAUUUAUAAGAUUCUGUUUUUCUAUCAUUUUUCAGAUGGGAACAGCUUGCUCGUGGAUGAACUUCUAAAUGAAUUGCAGGAGAAAGGAUUACUACUUGAUGAAGUCGCUUACAAUUUUCUUAUAUAUGGGUUUUCAAAGUGUAAAGAUGUGUCUGGUUGUCUACACUAUCUGUCUACUAUGAUUUCGAAAGGAUUUAGGCCAAGCUAUCGCAGCUUAAGAACAGCAGUAACCUGCCUGUGUGAUCUUGGAUUUUAGUAAAGCCUUGGAGUUGAGUCUGAGAAAUGGAAGCAAGAAGUUGUCAUGGAUCAGUUGUUCAAAAUGCAAUUGUCGAAGGCCUUUUUUCUCAUGAUAAGCUUCGAGAAGCUGAAUAUUUUCUUGACCAGAUGAUAGAUAAAGGUCUAGUUCCUGAUGCAAUAAAUUACGAAAAUCUAAUUAAGCGGUUUUGUUUUCAUUCGGAAGACUGGAGUAAGGCAGUUGAUCUUCUGAACAUAAUGUUGAAGAAAGGAAUUGUUCCUAAUUCUGCUAGUUAUGAUUCUCUAAUCCAUGAUCUCUGCAUAAGUAAGUAACUGAAUGAAGCUUUGGAUUUUCACAGAGAUAUUGCAUAGGUAUCUUAAACCAAGUAUACGGACCUUGGACGUGCUUAUCCAGAAACUUUGCCAACUUGGACAAAAAGCAGGAGCAGAAAACUUCCUCAUUUCUAUGGUUUUGUUGGGUGAAACUCCAACCAGACUAAUGUACUCUGUAAUCAAUGGGUAUUGCGUUGAAAACGAUCCAAGGAAGGCAUCUAAGCUCUUGCAUAUAACUCAACAGAGUGGUUAUGAGCCAGAUUUUGAAAUUCACUGGUCUCUCAUAAGCAAUUUACAGAAAUCCAAAGAAAAGGAUAAUAGCAACAGCAGUCAAGGUUUCCUGCCAAGGCUUCCUUCUGGAAGUGGACAUUCUUAAUGAAAGGGAUUCCAAGUUCAAGGCGGGGUAAUACAGACCGUAAAGAUAAGGAUCCCCCCCAAGGAUGGAAAUAGGAAUAAUAUCGCGUACGGGUUUUGCCAAGUUCGAACAGAAGCCUUUUGCCAAUUACGGACGCUGGCUUGGUGGAGCUGGAAGAAAGUGGAGACCCUUAUGAUAUGUUUAUAUGAUAGAGCAAGUAAGGCAGGUAGAUUGUCCUGAGUUACAUGUAUAACUUGAACACAUGUUAGUGAUCAGUGGCUUAAUUGAUUAUUAUAUUGUAAUUAAGUGGGUUCUCAUGCCAUAACUACUGCUAAACCACUAUUCUUUUUUAAUUGUUGUGCAUGUUUCGACAUAGCCAACGUUCAUAUAUAUACAUUUGCAACUCAAGUUAAAUUUCCCAUAGAAAAAAAAUUUCCCUUGAUUCUAAGCAUGACGAAGAUGGGUGGUAUUGAGCUUGGUCAGGCCAAGGGUUCAACUUCUACCCCAAAACGGGUGUUGCCUAUAAUUAUAGACUUUAUCCUGAGGUUAUUAGCCAUUGUUGGUACCCUUGGGAGUGCAAUUGUGAUGGCUACCACUGACGAAACACUUACUUUCUCCACGCAGUUUGUUCGCUUCAGAGCUGAGUAUGAUGAUCUUCCAACAUUCACGUUUUUUAUGGUUGCCAAUGUCAUUGUAAGCGGCUAUCUGCUCCUUUCUCUCCCACUUUCUUUCUUCAAUAUUGUAAGAAGCAGAGCAAAAAACAGUAGAAUUAUCUUGAUCAUAUUUGAUGCGGCAAUGAUGGCUUUUUUAACUGCUGGAGCGGCAGCAGCAGCAGCUAUUGUAUACUUGGCUCACAAGGGGAAUGCUAGAGCAAACUGGUUUGCUAUCUGCCAACAAUUCAACUCUUUCUGCGAGCGCAUCUCUGGCUCUUUGAUUGGAUCCUUUGUAGGAAUAGCUGCGUUCAUACUGUUGAUCUUGCUCUCUGCUGUGGCCCUUUCCCGGCGAAACUAGAUCGAUAUCCAUUGAUCCUGCUGCAUCAUAACAAUGAUGAACUUGUGUUUGCUUAUGCGUGCUUGUUAUUUUGUGUUUGCGUUGUGCCUUUUCCUGGUUUGUUAUGUAAUGGAAUAAAUGUCACCUUCUGCUUUCUUUCCUUUA